CGACAAGAGAAAUAGACAAGAACCCAUGCCAAAAGAAAGAAAUCAAGAAGUUAUUUCCUCUCUAAAAACAGUACCUAUAAGGCAUUAAUCGAAGAUAUGGGAUUGUCAAGGCUCUCAUCGACUGAAGGUGAAAAUGCUUUCUCAAUUGAGUACACUUCUUGGCUGAUGGAGCAUCCUUCUGCUUUGGAUAAAUUAGAACAAAUGAUGAGCAUAACAAAAGGGAGAAAGAUAGUAAUCUUCUUGGAUUAUGAUGGCACCUUGUCUGAUAUUGUACCAAAUCCUGAAGAAGCUUUUAUGACUCACAAGAUGAGAAGGGUGCUACGUGAAGUUGCUAAUCACUUUCCUACUGCAAUAAUUAGUGGACGGCAACGAGAAAAGGUACAAGAUUUUGUACAAUUGAACAAUGUUUAUUAUGCUGGGAGUCAUGGGUUAGAUAUCGAAGCUCCAUUGAAUCACACAACAAAUUUUGAUGAUAUGGAUUAUGAAGUUGUUCUUCACCAACCUGCGAAAGAAUUUUUGCCUGAAAAACAUAAGGUUUUUAAUCUCUUGAGUGAGAGAACUAAAAGUAUCAAGGGCGUCAAUAUUGAAGACAACAAAUUCUGCAUUUCUGUACACUACAGACAUGUUCUCGCUAAGGACCUCGGAACACUCGAAAAUAUGAUUUCUACUGUGUUAAAAGAAUACCAAAACUUUCGUGUAUCAAAAGGCAAGAAGGUAUUUGAGAUACGACCAAAUAUUGGGUGGAAUAAAGGUCACGCCCUGGAAUAUUUCUUAGAAUAUCUUGGAUUUGGAACUUCAGAUGAUGUUUUUCCAAUAUACAUUGGAGAUGAUCGAACUGAUGAAGACGCUUUCAAUGUAUUAAGGAAAAGGGGACAAGGUUUUCCAAUAGUUGUAUCUGCUACUCCAAAAGACACCAAGGCUUUAUACUCUUUACGUGAACCAAAGGAAGUCAUGGAAUUUUUGUUGGGUCUUGUGGUUCGGAGCAAUAACACUUCUUCGACUUAAGUGUAAAAAUAGCCUAAGCUAGCCAGUUUUCGGAUUGAUCAUUCAAAAAUAGUCAGCGUUUGCAAAGUUA
Molecule: messenger RNA, 1075 nt
Organism: Nicotiana tabacum (common tobacco)
Lineage: Eukaryota; Viridiplantae; Streptophyta; Magnoliopsida; Solanales; Solanaceae
Source: RefSeq, a predicted model, not a curated record